AUGACGACAAUGAAAAACGAUGAAAUAUAUUGUACAUCCAUAGUACGAUUAUCAGAAAUAGCUGGAACUUUUAUUUCAAAAAAUAAUAAAUCAAAUGAUAGUGAUAAAUCGAAUGAUUUAAAGGCAGUUCUUCAAGAAUGUAUUGACACACUCUCAAAUUAUAAAGAUGAAUGUAAACGAAUUAAAAAAUUAGGUUUAUUUACCCACCCUGAAAAUAUUUCAAAUGUAGAUACUCAAGAAAAAUUAAAAAUAUUUAAAGUAUUUGAAUCAGCAUAUAUUUAUUAUAAAAUUAUUCAUAUUACAGUAUUGAUUAGGAUACCAAAUUUGCCCUCAUUUAUUAAAAUUAAAAAUGAAAAGGAUUUACAUACCAUUAAACAAACUAAAAAUAAAGAAAUUAUCGAAAUUUAUAACACAUUGGUUAAUACUUUAGUACAAGAUGAUAGUAUUGCCAAAAUAAAAUUAUUCAUUAAAAAACAUACGAAACCCAAUUCGAUAUUAGAAGAAAAUGCACCUUUGAAUGAUGUAAAUAUAGAGAAAGAAGUUGCAAAAGGAUUCGGCGAUGUACUUACAGUAGAACAACUCGGGACAUUGUUAGCAAAUAACAAAUCUUCUACUUUAUUGAUAGAUAUACGGCCCAGACCAGAAUUUAAUAAAUAUCACAUUUCUUUUGAUAAUAUCAUCUGUGUGGAACCUAUUUCCUUUAAAGAAUCAUACUCAGAUUAUGAGCUUGAAAGAAAAUCUCUUAUCACUAGUCCCAAUGAAGAAAUAAAGUUAUUUCAAAAAAGGGAUAAAUUUAAAUUUAUCGUAUUAUACACUGAUGAAAGUUACGGAGAUGGAUUUGGAAAACAGAAGCAAACCAUAUUACAAAACAUGCUCAUGAAUAAAUCAUUUGAUAAACCUUUAGAAAAUACUAAAAUAUUCACAUUACAAGAUGGGAUUCAGAAGUGGAUUCAAGCUGGUGGGAAAACUGAUACACGAACAGCUGUAAAAAGUCAAAAAUUAGAGGCUGUUGAUGAUAAUGCCAUUUAUAUUAAUGGAAACACAUCUCGUUUAAAUUUACAAGCAUUCCCAAAAACAUCACUUAAUGUAUCACAGCAAGAUGCUAAUAAAUCUAUUCAACAUAUGAUGUCCAACUCCCCCACAUCAACAGGCGGAGUGUACGCUAUGCAUGAUCAACAACAUUCACGAGAAGAGAAACUGAAUAAAGGCCCGCAGAGAACAUCUAGUUUCAAAAGAUUAUUUACCAAUUUUAGGAGUUCCUCGGGAAAUUCAGUUAACUCAACAGGUAGUGGACAAACAAUUUCAGCUCCGCCACUAUCCAUCCAUGAUAAUCAGUCACCACUAUCGUACACCCAGAAUUCAUCUUAUUUAUCCUAUUCGGCUCCUCGUACGUCGCAACACAAUGGGUCGAGUUCGAUAGACUAUCCGGAUGCAUCUUCAUUACUAAGCAAUGGUAUGGAAGCGAUAUCGUUAUCUAAUAAUUCCAAUACCUAUAGCCCUGGUCGCUCUAAUAAUACUAUUGGCAGGGGAAACGUUUCUCCAUAUUCAAGUCCUGUUGCAACCUUUCAUUCCCGUUCGCAAAGUUUCAACGAAAGUUCUACACUUAAAUCUGGAAUGUUCUCAACCACGGCUUCAUUAAGUAAAUUGGAUCACAAUUUAAUAGGAGGUCAAAAACAAGCAUCUCCUGGUCACUCUGGCUAUUCAUUAUCAAAACAUUUACCUGAUAUCCCUAGGUUACCUGCUAGACCAUCUAGUUCCUCUUUUUCAUCAACUAUACCCUAUAAACAACAAGAUUUUAUGACUGAUUCAUCAAAAGAUGUUCUGAAGAAUGUAUCAGUAUAUCAAAAGGGUACCGAGUUGGAUUUUUUAACUGGUUUAGAAAAUAUGGGGAACUCCUGUUAUUUGAAUUGCAUAAUCCAAUGUGUUCUUGGGACACAUGAAUUAACGAAGAUAUUUUUGAAUGAUUCAUAUGAGAAACAUAUUAAUCUUAACAGUAAAUUAGGAUCCAAAGGUGUAUUGGCCAAGAAUUUUGCCAGACUGGUUCAUACCAUGCAUGAUAAUGGUACUGCGACAACCGGAAAUGAUCGUUCUAAGAAAAAGAAAAAGAAAAUACCAGUUAGACCAGAUCAAUUCAAAUUUGCAUGUGGAUCUAUCAACUCCACGUUCAAGGACAUGUGCCAACAAGAUUGCCAAGAAUUUUGUCAAUUCUUAUUAGAUGGUCUUCAUGAAGAUUUAAAUCAAUGUGGUGGAAACCCCCCUUUGAAAGAACUAUCUAAACAAGCAGAAGAAUUGAGAGAGAAAUUAUCUUUUCGCAUUGCAUCAUCAAUAGAAUGGGAAAGAUAUUUAACUACAGAUUUUAGUGUCAUUGUUGAUUUAUUUCAGGGACAAUAUGCGUCUCGUUUACAAUGCAAAGUAUGUAACCAUACAUCUACUACCUACCAACCAUUCUCAGUUCUGUCUGUUCCAAUUCCCAAUAAAAAGAAUUGUAAUAUUUUGGACUGCUUCCAAGAUUUUACAAAGUGCGAGAAUUUGGAAACUGAUGAACAAUGGUCAUGUCCACAUUGUAAAAAGAAACAACCUUCAACAAAACAAUUGACAAUAACUAGACUUCCAAGAAAUUUAAUUAUCCAUUUGAAGAGAUUCGAUAAUAGGAUGAAUAAAAACAAUUCUUUUAUAAACUAUCCCUUCACAUUAGAUCUAACAAAAUUCUGGCCAGAUGACUUCGAUGGAAAUUUACCCCCAGGUGUCACAGAUGAAUUGCCUGCUAGAGGUCAAGUUGCGCCCUUCAAUUAUAAGUUAUAUGGUGUUGCAUGUCAUUUUGGCAGUUUACAAGGUGGACAUUAUACUGCGUAUGUUGAUAAGGGUAUCAAGAAUAGUUGGUAUUAUUUCGAUGAUACAGCUUUUAGGCCGAUAAAGAAUCAUAAUGAACCUAUUACCUCCAGUGCUUAUGUACUAUUUUAUCAUAGAAUAUAUAAUUUAUAA
Molecule: messenger RNA, 2982 nt
Organism: Maudiozyma saulgeensis
Lineage: Eukaryota; Fungi; Ascomycota; Saccharomycetes; Saccharomycetales; Saccharomycetaceae
Source: the annotation of a GenBank genome assembly